This is a messenger RNA of Colletotrichum destructivum, 1865 nucleotides long. RefSeq names its product Putative WD40/YVTN repeat-like-containing domain superfamily. Bases 205 to 1461 code for a protein of 418 amino acids. The record is from RefSeq and is a predicted model, not a curated record. Lineage: Eukaryota; Fungi; Ascomycota; Sordariomycetes; Glomerellales; Glomerellaceae. Gene Ontology annotation, molecular function: protein binding. The transcript is spliced from 3 exons.
AAGUGGGCGGCGGUCUGAACACGCCUGAGAACAGGCAUCAACAUCGUAAAAAAGAGUCCCCUCACUCUGAAGCAAUCCCCUAUUGUCAAGGUAACUGGUAGAAAUCCAGUUCUGCGUGCAUCCUCUCAUUCUACUGUACCACUCACUGUACGGGCAUUUUUUGAAAAGUAUUUCGAGCAUCCGCUGAGAGACCCCCCCCUCAAGAUGGAGUCAUCCAACCAAGAGAACUUCUUCGAGACGGACACGCAGCAGGCCAAGCGUCACCUGCGCGCCAAGAAGGAGGCAAACACCUUUGGCAACCCGCUGCGCAUGCCCUCCAAGAUCCUGGCCGUUAUCCCGGACCCCAAGAAGCCGCAGUCCUCCGUCCUCAUCGCCGAGUCGGGCGGUAGGGUGUCUCGUAUCAACACUGAGACACGAACCACCACCGCCAAGUACACCGGCCCCUCUGUCCCCGUAACGUGCCUCGCGACGGGCGGCGCCUCCAACGGCGUCCUCUUCGCCGGCAGCUGGGACAAGACGGUCUGGUCCUGGGACCUCGCCACGCGCCGCCCGCUGCGCCGGUAUGACGGGCAUUCGGACUUCGUCAAGGCCGUCGUGUGCGGCCGCCUCGGCGACAAGCCGAUCCUCGUCAGCGGCGGCGCCGACAAGAAGAUCAUCGUCUGGGACGCUGACUCGGGCCGCAAGCUGCACACCCUCCAGGACCCGACGACGACCAUGAUGUCGCUGCAGCAUCUCGCCGUCGACCCCGUGCUCAGCACCGCCGAUGAGAUAGUCCUCGUCAGCGCGAGCAGCGACCCGCACAUCCGUCGCUGGAGGAUCACCCUGGACUCGUACUCGCAGCUUCCCGUCGACGAGACGCCGUCCUCGGCGGACCCUGCGGCGGCGUCGUCCUCGGGCGGGGAGAAGCUGACGAUCCAGGAGCAUGAGACGAGCGUGUACAAGGUCCUCUUCGAUGUGAUGGGCGACGAAGUCGACUUGUGGACGGCCAGCGCCGACGGCACCGCCAAGUGCCUCGUCCGCGAGAGGGCCUUUGCGGCCGAAGACGUCUUCGAGCACGGCGACUUCGUGCGCGCCAUCGCCCUCACGGCCGACUGGGUCGUCACGGGCGGCAUCAGCCAGCAGAUCAAGGUCUGGGACCGGACGUCGGGCGCCCUGCGCGCCGUCGUGGACGCGCACUUUGACGAGAUUACGGACCUCGUUGUCCUCCGCGACCCGGCGGGGCGGUCGCCGGACGUGCUGUGCAGCGUCGGCAUCGACUGCACGCUGCGGACGUGGCCGCUGGACCACAAGGGCCUGGAGGCCGUCGUCGAGGAGAUCCGGGCCGCCGGGGAGGCCAAGGCCGAGGACGAGCAGGAGGGGGAGAAGAAGAAGAAGGGGGAGGGGAAGAAGGAGGAGGAGGAGGGGCUGAUGACCGCCGAGGAGGAGGCCGAGCUGGCGGCGUUGAUGGAGGAUGACGAUUAGGUAGUGAGGCGGAUUAAGCCUCGCCGGUGAAGGAACAGAAACGGAUACCCUGGAUUCUAGUAAUCCAACUGUGUCUCCGACAGGUCAUGGCCUUCGGGUCUACAUCUUCGUCACGGCAAUCCCUCGAAUCACGAAAGAGCACUACAUUCUGCUUGGUCGUUGGUCGCCUCCUUGCGGCAUUGGCCCGUCCGUCAGCUCUACCGAGUCUUCUACGACGCUCCUUCUGGUCGUGGAGCCCAUCGAUAAUUGCCUGUCUUUCUCGAACCUCAACCAACCAUACCAAUGCCAUCUAUACGGCGCGUCCUGGUGUGCGAUCUCACAACGAGAUAGUGAUGGAGCGAGACGCAGGAUGAAUCAAGUCGCAAUUAGGUAGACGUUCAACGAGACGAAACUCUCUAUUUGAC